Molecule: messenger RNA, 682 nt
Organism: Contarinia nasturtii (swede midge)
Lineage: Eukaryota; Metazoa; Arthropoda; Insecta; Diptera; Cecidomyiidae
Exons: 3
Coding region: 50-583 (177 amino acids)
Source: RefSeq, a predicted model, not a curated record
GUCGUAUGGAGUAAAUCAUCAGUUAACUGUGAAAACCUGUGAAUACAAGAUGAAUCGAAAGUUUCUCUGUCUUUUUCUCUGUGCAAUUAUAAGUUUGGAGCUCCUAGUUCCAUGCGCUAAUUGUUCUGGCACUGUUAAAAAGAUGAAAAAAAUCGGCAAAGCUGCGGGCAAGGGUGCUAUGGAAACUGCCAAGGGAAUUGGUAAAUCAACUGCCAAAUUUGGAGUAAGUACGGUAAAAACGGUUGGAUAUGGGAUCAACACUGCUGUUAAUGCUGCUGACACCGGUCUUGCAAUAGGACUUUGUCCAAUAGCAUGUUUGUGCGGUUGCCCAGGAAAAGGUAUUGGACUGGUUGAAAAGACAGCUACCGAAUUACAAAAAAAUGCUGUACAUACGGUUACCAAUGGAAUCAACGCAGGCAAACGUGCUGGUAUUGUGGGUAAAAAGGUAGCAACUAGUCCUUAUACUUGUGGUAAAAAUGCGAUGCAAGAGAUGGCAGAAAUCGAACAUCAAGAGGAAAUUCUGGAAGCACUAGAGGAAGAAAAACGGAGAAAAUUGAAGGAACUACCAGGACCAAGUAAUUGAUCACAUUUUUCAGUGGUUUUUACUCAUAAUUUAACGUUUCUUUUUUCAUUUGUGACAAAAUAUUGAAAAUAAAUAUUGCAAUUGAACAUAUUUUAAUAA